This is a messenger RNA of Prunus avium (sweet cherry), 1637 nucleotides long. RefSeq names its product alpha/beta-Hydrolases superfamily protein (gene DSEL). Lineage: Eukaryota; Viridiplantae; Streptophyta; Magnoliopsida; Rosales; Rosaceae. Gene Ontology annotation, biological process: lipid metabolic process. The record is from RefSeq and is a predicted model, not a curated record. Gene Ontology annotation, molecular function: glycerophospholipid phospholipase A1 activity.
GGAUCAAACAUUAGCGUCUCAAUUUGUCUAAGAUUUCAAAACUUCUAAAUUGCUGUCACCAAUCACAAUGUUUUCUUCCAGCCAUGAUUUCACAGGGAGGAAGUAAGCUACGAAAGUCAAGGUGAUGCAUUGAAUAUCUUUUGUUUCUAAAUGCAUUCUAGAGUUUUUCACGGAGUCUGUAUAAAGAAGGCAACAAGACUCGUCCUCAUCACGAGGAUGUUUGGUUUGAAGAAAAAAAUGGAUAGCAGUCAUAGCAUAGCCAAAAAAUGGAGGCAUCUAAGUGGCCAGAACAACUGGAAGGGCCUGUUGGAUCCUCUUGACAUUGAUCUCCGUCGCUACAUAAUUCACUACGGAGAAAUGGCUCAAGCUACUUAUGAUGCCUUCAACACAGAGAAGGCAAAGUAUGCUGGAAGCAGCAGAUAUGCCAGAAAGAAUUUUUUCUCUAGAGUUGGUUUAGAGAAAGGCAAUGCUUUUAAGUACAAUGUGACCAAAUUUGUGUAUGCAACCUCACAAAUUCAAGUCCCUGAGGCCUUUCUCAUUAAGUCUCUAUCAAGAGAGUCUUGGUGCAAGGAAUCAAAUUGGAUGGGGUACGUUGCUGUGGCUACAGAUGAAGGGAAGGCUGCGUUAGGCAGGAGGGACAUUGUGAUUGCUUGGAGAGGCACUGUGCAGUCAUUGGAGUGGGUUAAUGACUUGCAAUUUAAUUUGGUUUCUGCCUCAAAAAUACUUGGUGAGGACGGUGAUCCUAAGGUGCAUGAAGGUUGGUACUCCAUCUAUACUUCAGAUGAUUCGCGUUCGCCUUUCAACAAAACCAGUGCCAGAUAUCAGGUUAUUGAAGAAGUUAGGAGACUAGUAGAGCAAUUCAAGGAUGAGGAAAUUAGCAUCACAAUAACAGGGCACAGUUUGGGUGCAGCAAUUGCCACACUGAACGCAGUUGACAUUGUUGCCAAUGGCGUAAACAGGCCAAAGGAGCAACCAAACAAAGCCUGUCCAGUAACAGCCAUUGUCUUUGCCAGCCCUCGAGUUGGAGACUCAAACUUUGAGAAGGUCUUCUCCAGGCACAAAGAUGUUCGAGCCUUACGCGUUCGUAAUGCUUUAGAUGUUGUCCCCAACUACCCAAUUCUAGUGGGUUACUCGAACGUGGGAGAAGAGCUGGCCAUCGACACUCGAAAAUCCAAGUACCUGAAGAGCCCUGGAGGGGUGGCAAGUUGGCAUAACUUGGAAGGGUACUUGCAUGGAGUUGCAGGAACACAAGGGAGCAAAGGAGGGUUCAAGUUGGAAGUUAAGCGUGACAUAGCCCUGGUGAAUAAGAGUGCUGAUGCUUUGAAGGAGGAGUAUCUUAUACCGGCGUCUUGGCGGUGUGAGAAGGACAAGUGCAUGACCCAGCUGGACGACGGUUCUUGGGUGCUGAGGGAUCAUGAGGAUGAUGAUGAUGCUGAUUUUUAAUCUCGAUUGUUUUUCUUCUUUCGUUGGGUUACGUUUGAUCAUGUAUUUAGAAGAUGAUUUCUGUUUUUGUGGUUCUGUCCAUAGGUUUUAGGUUGAAUUAUUAUGCAUCAGUCGUGUUUCAGUUGUGCGAUACUUGUAAGAAAGGAAAAGUGAAAAGUCUGUAUGUUGAAAUUUGGGUUGAGUUGUAUGAAAAA